Molecule: messenger RNA, 12415 nt
Organism: Caenorhabditis angaria
Lineage: Eukaryota; Metazoa; Nematoda; Chromadorea; Rhabditida; Rhabditidae
Source: the annotation of a GenBank genome assembly
AUGCGGAGCCGGGCUCCUUUUUCUUGUUGUCCGCUUCGGCUCACACUUAUAUUAGUUUUAGGAUUAUCAUUUAUUAGAGGUAAUUUUUCAAUUUCAAGAUGAAGCUGAAAAUUAUACUAUUUUCAGAGACCAAUGGGCUGGCCAAAAAUUUUGUGAAUUCAUCGCAUCCUGAUCUCCGACCAACAUUCGUUGUCAAUUUCGAUACAUCUACAGUUAUUUGUCAGCACAGGUUAGUUUUUGGGGGAAUUUGGGAAUUGGAUUUGGAAAAAGUUUUUAUAACUUUCAAUAAAAAGCGAGAAGCAAAUAGUUUUAGAAAAUCCAGAAAAAUUCCACGUGGCAAAAUAGGACUGAAAAUCUAGAAAACAUUUUAAAAACUAUUUUUUUUGCAAAUAAAGAUCUACUAACCUGUAUUUCAGCUUAUGCCUAAAUUUUUGCUGAAAAUCAGAAAAUCUUCAAAUCGCAAGAAAACUUUUGAAACUUUCUGGAUGAAAAUCCACAUUCACCAAAAAAUCUAGGCUAAAUUUUUGUUCAAAAAUGUUUUUUAAGUUUCCAAAAAAACUAUCAUUUUCUGUUAAAACUAAAGAUAUUUCAGAAUAAAUUGAAAUUAAUCAAUUAAAUGAAAUUAAAACGCUACUUAUUUUCUGAAACACUAUUCAAAAUUUGAAAGAAAAACUCUAAUUUAUUCUAUAAAAAUUAAAUUCCAACAAAAAACAGCAACAUAAAUUUCCUCAACCCCAAAUUACAAACACAGGUCAAACUAGAGUAUAUCUCUACUCUUAUGCAAAACAAUAUCAUAACUAUUUUUUUCUCUCCUUCUCUCACUCUCUCCUCUUUUUCCUCACUGCCUCGCUACAAUCCUUUUUUCGCGGCUCUUUCUCUUAUUUGAAAAAACCAGGCGUCGUUCUAGAAUUUUUUCAUUUUUUUUCCAUUUUUCUCUUCUCUUUUCUUGUUUUUUUUUUGCGCAUCAGUUGAAAUUAGAAAAAACUGCGUCAAGGCUAACUGUAAGCAGAGACUCGAAUUUUUUUCUGAAAAAAAUUUCCGAUUAUAAGAAUUUAUAAAGUUGCCACGUGGCAGUUCCCCGAAGUUUUCGAAAUGUCUUAAAACUUUGCUUUCUCGCUGCAAAAAAAUCUGACCUCAUCUUUUAUUUCAUUUCUUUCUCUUGAAAGGACAAUUCAUUCAAUUCACACAACAAAAAAUUAGCAUUUUCGAUUCAAUUCGGCCUGCCUGUGUUCAUCUUAAUCUUAUUGCGCAACUGACCAUAUAAACAACAUUUUUUCCGGUUCAAUGACACAAUUCAAGGCAAAAUUUCAAAAAAAAUUGAAACAUUUUUUCAGUGCUGAUCCAAAUGAUUUACACAUUCAUAAUAUGAGCUCACUUUGUGAUGGAAAACAAGAUUGUUUUGCGAAUCCAGCAAUGCAUGAUGAAGUUUUUCCAUAUUGUGGUAACUUUUAAAUUCUAGUUAAUUAACUAAUUAACAAAAACAUUUUAUAGAAAAGAAAUGUGACUGUAGUGGAAAUGGUGCUUGUCUUUAUGACGGUUCAAAUCCACAAUGUUAUUGCGAUUCUGGAUUUUCUGGAAAAUCUUGUGAACUCGCGGAUAAAAAUGAGUGCCUGGAGCAUCCUUGCCAUCUAAUGGCUCAAUGUCAAAAUACACUUGGAUCUUAUGAAUGUAGAUGUUUGCCGGGAUAUUCUGGAGAUGGACAUCAAUGUAUUGAUAUUGAUGAGUGUUCGGAGAAAGAGAAAUCAUCUCAUCGCUGUCCGGAAAACUCGAAUUGUAUCAAUUUGCCGGGAACUUUUUAUUGUAAUUGUACACAAGGAUUUACACCAAAAGGAAAUCAAGGAGCUGGUUUGGAUAAAUGUGUAGAUAUUAAUGAAUGUGAUACUGGAGCGAAUAAUUGUCAACAAAAUGAGAUUUGUGAAAAUACGGUGAGUGUGGGGACUGAACAGUGAAUUUUUAAUUUCUGCUAAAAUUAAGGCUUAAUUUUUUAAGCUUAAGGCCUUAAGGUGAACCUAAGUGUUAGCCUGAGCUUUCAUUUGAACCCUAAUUUGAAUCUAAUCCUAAGAUAAAAAAUCGAGGGCUAAGCCUAAAUCUAAGCUUAAGCCUAUGCCUUACUGAUAACCCUAUAAAGAAAUUUUCUAAAAGAGGUCCUACUUUUUUCUUCUCUGUGAAAAAUCCUUCAGAACUUAAGCCAACUCUGUCAUCUGAAAUUGAAUUCCAAUUUUCUUAUUUUCCAGAUUGGAUCAUUCAAAUGUGUCACAAAAUGUUCACCUGGUUAUAAAUUGAUCAAUUCAACAUGUUUCGACAUCGACGAAUGUGCCGAUGAAAAAUUACAUCGAUGUGAUUCUCGUGCUGAAUGUAUUAAUACAAUCGGAGGAUAUCAAUGUGAAUGUGAUGAAGGAUUUGUUGGAGAUGGCAAAAAUUGUCAACGUAAGUAUCAUUUCACAAAAUCUAGAAAUUAAAAAAUCCAAAAAUUUUCAGCCAAAGCAUCUUGCUCGAAAAAUUCAGCAAUUUGCGAUCGCCACGCGUAUUGUAUGCCAAAAAUGGAACUUUGUGUUUGUACCGCUGGAUACACCGGAGACGGAAUAACUUGUCACGAUAUCAAUGAAUGUGAAGCGUUGGAAAAUGCGUGUCCAAGUGGUGGAAGAUGUUUGAAUUUGGAUGGCGGAUUUGUUUGUUGUGGCGGAAGUCAAAGUGAUGAGAAAUGUAUUCAAGAACAAGGAGCGUUUUGUAGUGGAGGAUGUGGUUUGAAUGCAGUUUGUCAGAAUCAGACAUGUCAAUGUGUUGAAGGUUUCAAAGGGGAUGCUAAUAAAAAAUGUGUUGGUAAGUUGGGGGAAGUUUACUAGUUUCGGGAAAUCAGAAUUUUGGCGCCAAACUCCUGACCUACAGUAUCCUAGAAUUAUCAAAAACUUGGAAAAUAAAAUUUUGGUGCCAAAAAAACUACAGUAUUCCAGGAAGGUUUCACGAAAAAAUUUUGAAAAUCAUAAUUUUGGCGCCAGAAAAUAAUUUCCAAAAAUUAUAUUUAGGCGACAAAAUUUCUGAUCUACAGUAUCUCAGAAUUUCCAGAAAACAUUAGAAUUUGGCGCCAAAAAACUACAGUAAUCCAGGAAGGUUUCAAGAGAUUCUGAAAAUUAUGAAUUUUUGACGCCAAAAAUCCUGGGCCUCAAAAUUUUUCUGGCAGAUCAAAAAUAUUUUUUCUCUAAAUCUAUCAAAAUUGUGUCAGGUCUCGAAAAAUGCAGGAUUUUUUUCAUCUUGCAGAAAAUCUCAAGAACUUUCAUUUUUAAAUCUAUUUUUCCACAUUUUUCUCAAGAAACCUUUCCAAAAAAUAUCUGAAUCCAAAUAUUUCCAGACAUUAAUGAAUGCGAAGAAGAUGAAAAGAAAUGCGGCGGAGUCGGAGAUCGCUGUGUAAAUCUGUUCGGAGGCUACGUUUGCUGUCAACAUGGAAGCCAGGCCCCCGAAUGCCUCACCGAUCAAUCAUUCUCCAGCGACAGCUCAACAAUCUCCAGCCAUGCCGCCGAUUUCACAACAACCGGAGAAUUAAUUGAAGGAUCUGGGUCGAUUCAAACAUCUUCAGGUGGAACGAUCAAGAUUCUCAGGGGACAUAUUCCAAAAGAUUUUGAGUUGGCGAGUAAUGGAAGUGAGUUGGACUAUAUUCAGUUUCAAAAAACCAAUAAAUUUUUUCUAGAACUUGCUUGCACUUCGUAUUGCCCUGCAAAUUCUGAAUGCCUUAAUGGAUUCUGCGAAUGUUCAAAAGGUUACGGUGGAAAUGCAUUGAUUGGAUGUGAAGAUGUUGACGAAUGUAUCACUGAAACUUGUAACAUUUCUGAAAAUGAAUGGUGUGUCAAUUUGAUCGGCUCAUUUAUUUGUUGUAAUCCAACAAAUGCCACACAUGAUGAUUGUCUUGGUUUGGAGAUUUCGAAAGAUCGAGGACUUCAUGUGAUUGGUGGAAAUGAAGAGGAUACAAUUCUUGCGACUGCCACAAAUACAACCAGUGAUCAAUUAGUGACAUCAGAAGUUGUGCAACAAUCCAGAAAUUUCUCAUCGGGUCAAAUUAUUUUUACACGUGGCAAAGUUAGAAAUGGUCAAAACAUCACUUUUGAAAGUGCAAGUGGAAGCGGAAGCGGAAACGGAAAUUCAGGAGUUUGGACCGAAGAUGAAGACUCCGAUUCAGAUUCUGAAGAAGAUGAUGAUUUGAUGGAAAAAGGAUCGGGAAGAGAAGUUAUUAUUCCGGAUUUCACAGCGUCGCCUGGAGGAGGUGAUGGAAAUAUUCGAGUUAGAAUAACUACCCUUGGAGAAACUAUUGAGACGUCUACUAAAUCCGUGUUUUUGGAGGCUGGAAAGAACUCAUCAACUGUGGUUUUUGAGACUGGAAGUAAAGGUUCGAAAUUAUCUGGAAGUUCGGGACAUUUUGUUUCUGGAAAAGGAAGUGGACCUGGAAGUGGAGAUGGAUCUUUGGACCUAACUGGCUUAAAACCAGCUGGAUCUUCUGAAUCAGAAUCUGGAUCUUCUUCAGGGGCACCAGGUUCAGGAACAUCUGGAGAUUCGUCAUCUGGAUCGUCUGGAAGUUCAUCAUCUGGCGCAUCCAGUUCCAAUAAAUCAGGGUCAUCUGGAAACACAUCAUCUGGAUCAUCUGGAAGUUCAUCGUCUGGCUCAUCUGGAUCUAUCAAAUCAGGCUCAACAGGAACUUCAACAUCCGGAUCUUCGGGCUCACCUGGUACAAGCUCUGAAGAAACAUCUCAAGAAAUUGGUCUCGAAAUCAAAUGGAUCGGAAAUAGUUCACAGACAACUGAACCAACACCAAUCGAUGAAAAAGGUUUGAAACGAACAAAAGUUCCGGAAACAUCAACAACUCCAGAAGGUGUUAUUGAUAUUGAGGGAAGUGGAUUAGUUUUUGGUAGAGAGGAAACAAUUGGAGGUGGAAAGAAGACAACUGUUGGAAUUAUAACUGGAACUCCUGGAGAAACCACAUCGGAACCUUUGACAAAUGAGUCAACAACAAGUUCAGGAAAGUCAGAAAGCACUAUUGGAUUGAUCACUGGAACACCGGAAGCUACAUCUGUUGGACCAACUGAAGGAUCUGGGGAGACAACCACAUCGGAAGGAUCAGGAGAGCCCUCAACAACAUCGGAGCCUUUGUCAACAACAAAUUCAGGAGAAUCUGGAGCAACUGUUUCACAAUCCACACCAUCAACUGAAGCUACCAAAGCUCCAGUAACAGACGCUACAGCAGCACCAUCUGAAGCGACAGAAUCUUCAACAGCUACCUCGGCUUCAGCGAGUUCAACAUCUACCAUUGCUUCAGAAGGCUCUGGCGAAUCAAACGAAGCUCCAGAAUCUGGCUCCACAACUGCUUUGGAAGAAUCAAGUGCAGCUCCAGAAUCUACAACUCCUGCUGGAAGUUCAUCACCAGCUUCGUCGGAACCCACAUCUGGAACUACAGAGGGAUCUGGUGAAUCGAGCCAAGCUCCAGAAGCAUCAACCCCAAUAUCUGGCUCUACAACUGCAGUUCCAGAAAAAUCGACAACUUCUGUGGGAAGUUCAACAUCACCUUCAUCCGGAACUACAGAAGGAUCUGAUGAAGCCACAUCAACAUCUGAAGCUUCCUCAGCAACAUCAGAAGCUACAGUACUUCCAGACGGUUCUGGUGAAUCAACACAAGCUCCAGGAGGCUCCACAACAUCGGAAUCAACACUCUCAACUGAAGGAUCUGGAGUGCCUGAAUCAACCACAUCUCCUUCAUCAAAGGGAACUACUUCAACCCUUGCUGAAACAUCUGAAUCCACACUUUCUCCAGAAGGAUCUGGCGAAUCAUCAACCACUGCUUCUCCUACAACUUCUGAAGAGAGAACAAUCACUCCAGAAGGUUCUGGAACAACUUCAGAAGAAAUCAAUCCACUUCCAACUCGAGGAAAAACUCCAGCAUCGACAUUGUCAACCAAAUCCCCUUCAACACCUGAAAUGGGACUCGAAAUAUCUGGAAAAACCACACCGUCAUUGACCACAAAUGAAGCUGAACAAACAACAACUGAAUCAAAUGGAUCUGGCGAAGAAAUGGGACUUGAGAUUUCUGGAAGAACAACUCCUGAAAUGGGAUUGGAAAUAUCUGGAAAAACAACAACUCCUGAAGGAAAAAUCACAAUUGAUAUUGAGGAAUCGACAACACCGAUUCCAUCAGAUUCUACGGUUUCUUUGUCAUCCACAAGUUCACCAGUCUCUUCUUCUACUCCUGAGGUUGAAACAUCAACUUCAAACGAGUCAUCGUCUGAAGGAACCACAAAAUCUGGAUCUACCUCAUCAUCCGAGGCAACCAUUGGAACAUCAGAAUCCACAACAGUGCCAACUUCAGUUGGAACUAGCGAGUCAGUAAAACCAUCAGAGCGUACAUCUGCUAAACCUUCUGAAGCGACCGUAUCUCCAGUGGAGGCUUCUACAACCGCCCCAGGAUCUGUAUCAUCAGAAGCGACUACUCCAGAAACAUCUUCUGAAGAAAAACCAACCUCUGCUAAACCAGAUGAAUCUUCUGAAGCCACCGGAUCUCCAGCUGAGGGUUCAACAACCGCCUCAGGUUCUAAAUCAUCAGAAUCUACCACUCCUGCAACAACUUCUGAAGAAAAAUCAACCUCUGCUAAACCAGACGGGUCUUCUGAAGCCACUGGAUCUCCAACCGAGAGUUCUACAACAAUCUCAGGAUCUAAAUCUUCUGAAUCUACCACUCUUUCUGGAUCAGAAUCUUCAACAACUGUUGCUAGUACUUCAUCAGAGGCUACUACUCCAGCCACAUCAUCUAAAGGACCUGAAUCUUCAGUGGCUCCAUCAACUGAAGCCACUACACAAUCUAUCGCAACAUCAACCCCGUCAGUAACACCCUCGAGUCAAGCAGCCACAAUUCAAGGUCGAGAAGAAGUCACAACACCAACAACCAAAGAAACCUUCGCAUUGCCAACCACCACAGCUUUGCCAUCAAAUGAAACAACUCAAUCGCCAAGUGAAAACAUCAAAUGCACUUCAAGUGAUCAAUGUGGAAAUGACGCAUUAUGUGAGAGACGAACUGGUGUUUGUCGAUGUGAACCUGGAUUUGAAGGAAUUCCACCAAAAACAAGUUGUAUUGAUGUGGAUGAAUGUGCCACCGGACAUCAUAAAUGCCACGAAUCAUCGAGAUGUCAAAACUAUAUUGGUGGAUAUGCUUGUUUCUGUCCAACCGGAUAUCGAAAAUCAGAAAAUGGUGAAUGUAUUGAUAUCAAUGAAUGCGUUGAACACAAUUCAACAUGCUGCGGAACAAAUGCAAAAUGUGUGAAUAAACCAGGAACAUAUUCUUGUGAAUGUGAAUCUGGAUAUAUUGGAGAUGGUUAUAAAUGUGUGCCAAAUGAGAAACGAAUUUGUGAAAAAGUGGAAGCUGAUCGAGCAAAUUGUGCAAAUAAUCGAGCUUGUAUGAUUGAUCGAAAUGGAAUUAUUGAUUGUUCAGAAUGUAUCAGUGGAUAUGAAUUAAUUAACGGAGAAUGUGUUGAUAUCAAUGAAUGCUCCAAAAAUCCAUGUGCUUCUGAUGCAAAUUGCUCAAACUUGAAUGGAACAUUCCAAUGUUCUUGUAAACAAGGAUAUCGAGGAGAUGGAUUUAUGUGUUCAGAUAUCAAUGAAUGUCAAGACAAUUCACAUUCUUGUCAUCCACAUGCUGAUUGUACCAAUUUACCAGGAUCAUUUGAGUGUAAAUGCCAGGGUGGAUUUGAGGGAGAUGGAAUUACAAAAUGUAUGAACACUCUUGAAAAGAGCUGUGAAGAUGUUGAAAAAUUCUGCGGACACUCGAAACACGUUUCAUGCCUUAGUGUUCGUAUUUUCAAUGGAUCAUUGAGUUCAAUCUGCGAAUGUGAACCUGGAUUCCGACUUGUUGGCGGAGAAUGCGUCGAUAUUGAUGAAUGCGAUGAGAAUCGUCAUAAUUGCGAUCCAGCUUCGUCGAUUUGUGUCAACACCGAAGGAUCAUUCAAAUGCGAUUGUGCCGAAGGUUAUGAAGGCGAAGGUGGAGUUUGUACCGAUAUUGAUGAAUGUGAUCGCGGGAUGGCGGGUUGUGACGGAAUGGCGAUGUGUAUUAAUCGAAUGGGAUCUUGUGGAUGUAAAUGUAUGCCAGGAUAUACUGGAGAUGGAGUUCAAUGUUCAAGUGAGUCACAUUUUACUGUAUCUAAAAACGGAUUUUCAAAACUUGGGCUAACAUUCAAAAAAUGGGGGCCGCAUCUGAGUUUACUACCCCAUCAAAUGUGGUCUUGAGUUCAGUUUAGCCUCAAAAUGCCUGGUGAAAAUGAUCUUUUGAGAUUUUUUAAAUUCUGCUCUCCAAAAAAGUGGAUUUUGCCAAGCCAAAAAAUCUCAAAGCACCCAAUAAACUCACAAAUAAUUCCUGCCACUUAUUAUUGUUCCAGAAAGAAUGAAUAAUCUGAUUAUGAGAUUGUGAGAUAACUAUGACAUUGAAAAUUAGGUCACGUUUUUUUUUGAAAAUGUGGGAAUCAAAAUGAAUUUGCCAAGCGGGGGCUUUUCUGCGUUUUAUCCACAUUCUCUCUUCCUGAAUCUUUCAAAUCAAUUUUUUCCAGAGAUUGAGCCAAGCGAUAAUUCAAAAUGCACAGAAGAAUGGGAACGACUUUGUGAAAUCGAGAACAAACAAUGUACUGUUGAUGAGGAAGAAGUUCCACAAUGUGGUGCUUGUUUAAUCGGACAUCAACCAAUUAAUGGAACUUGCCAAUCAGUCGCUGUUUCGGGUCUUUGCAAACACAAUAACGAUUGUAGCGAACAUGCGGAUUGUAUUGAUAUUCAACCAAAUUCUCAUCUUUGUGUUUGCACUCCUGGAUUUAUUGGGGACGGAAAAAUGUGCGAUGGUAAGAUAUAUCUGUGAAACUAUUGAGCUCAAAUAAUUUUUUAAAGAUAUCGAUGAGUGUUCCCUCGAAGGAAUGUGCGAUUCAGCCAAUUCAGCAUGUGUUAACACAAUCGGAGCAUUCAAAUGUGUUUGUAACGAAGGUUUCGAGUUAGAUGGUCAUGUUUGUGUUCCAUCAGUUAAAAGUACCACAUUAGCCCCAUCAACAGGUAAGUAAACGCACUUUUUUGUGAUUGUCACUCAGCACUUUGUUCAGAGUCCCAUCGUGAACCUGUCUCACUUGAGAGUUCAACUAAAGUCACCACUUUGUCUGUCAAUGUUACGGAAAGUAGUAAACCAGGAAGUCAAAGUUCAGUGUCUACCAGUGUUGCACCUAAAACUGAAAAUGUGACGCCGAAGCCAACUUCGAAGGAGUCUUCAUCAACUGCAAAGCCUACCAAAGCUGUUGAAUCUACAGGAGCCACUAAAUCUGGAAAAUCAGAAACGGAUCUAACAUCGACUAAGAAAACAUCUUCAACAGCAAAACCCACUGUAACCAAAUCACCUGUUGUUGAAUCUACGACUUUGAGAACCGCUACUUCUAAAAAAUCCGAGUCGACUAAGGAAACAUCGGAAUCUUCGAAACCUACCACAGCCAAACCAUCUGUUACCACAACAUCUGUAAAAUUAGAAAGUUCAACCAAAAAAGUGGAGAUCACAACUCCGAAGAGUGUGAGCUCGAGCACACAGAAAACUGUUGAAUCUACCAAAUCAACACCAACUUCUGGGGGUUCCACCAGCACCAAAAAACCAACUUCAAAAAUUCCAUCAACAACAUCUCAAUCAGAUCUUGUCCUGAAUGUUAUAACUACAACUUCAACACCACUAACUGUGAUUCUGUCUUCUUCCACUUCAACCUCCCAAGCAUCUUCAGAACCAACACCUCCACCAACAGCAUCCACCACAACUCGAAUUGUUCCAACAACAGGUGAGCAUCGAAUUGAGUUAGGGAAAAUAGCAUGAGAUAGUUAGGUUAACUCUGUUUUGCAUGUGUUUUGUUUGACAGCUCGUCGAGGUCCACCAAGUAUGACACCACCAGCCGAAGAAACCACUACCGCCAGCGCAAAUGGGGGAUAUGGUGAAGCUGAAGUUGAGGUGUCGACUAGCAGUUCGACCACGACUACAGUACCAGCCACUACAGUAGUAACCACUACAGUAUCAACCACUACAGUACCAACCACAGUAACUCUUCCUACUACUACCCUCAGAACAGCACGUGAGUUGCACGGCAUGAUUUUUUUGGAGGAAAUUUUUUUUGACAACAGCCUGAUUUGUUCAGUGAACUUUUGAUUUCCAAUAUGAUUUUUCCAGCCGCUGAAUCAAUCUCUUGUUCAAAUUGUCAUCAACUCGCCAUUUGCUCCUCGAAUCAAACUUGUGUUUGUCGCGAAGGAUUUAUUGGUGACGGAAUCGCGAACUGUAGUAAACUAACAACCGCCGAUUGUAUGUCACUUCCAUCGCUUUGCGCAUCCAACGGAUAUUGUGACACCAAAACUCGCGAUUGUAAAUGUGAUGCUGGAUACAUCGGAGAUGGUUAUAUUUGUGCUCCACAUCCACAAGAUUGUGUUCUUCGACCAAAUCUUUGCCCAUCUGAAGCGAUUUGUCAGAAUCGACGAUGUCAAUGUCUUCCGGGUUAUACUGGAGAUGGUAUCAAAUGUGUUAGUAUUCAUGAGAGAGCUUCGAAUUGCUCGCAAUGUGAUGAAAAUGCAUCGUGUGUUGGGGGAACAACUUGCAAGUGUAAUGUGAGUUUUGGGUUCCAUCAUGGUUCCAUGAAAUUUUUUUGAAAAUUUUGAUUUUUUGGACCAAUAUAUUAGGAACCCUCACCUUCCAUAAUUCAAUAAUCCUUGAUUUUCCAGCCUGGCUACUUCGGAAAUGGUCUUUGUUGUGUUCCUGAUCCAACAGAUUGUGUGCAUUUCACUGGAAUCUGCCAUACAAAUGCUCAAUGUGACACAUCUUCUCGACAAUGCAAAUGUGCUUCUGGAUACUCUGGAAAUGGAUUAUCCUGUUUCCCCCAAAAAUCAUGUAGAACUGAUCGAAAUGUCUGUUCAAAUAAUGGAAUCUGUUUGCCAACUGGAAAUUGUAUUUGUCGAAUUGGAUUUGAAGGAGAUGGAUAUAAUUGUGAAAAAGCUGGAACUGCCGCGUUGAACUUGAGAAAUGAUCCAAUCUCAUCUUGUUUGACACCGUGUGAUAGUGUUUCAGAGAUUUGUAUCGGUGGAAAAUGUUUGUGCAAAGAUGGAUUCCGUCAAAAUUCCACUAAUUCAUGUAUUGAUAUCAAUGAAUGUGAAGAGAAAUUGGAUAGAUGUGAUCGAUUGGCAACAUGCCAAAAUACAAUCGGAAAUCAUGUUUGUCUUUGUCCAAAUGGAUAUAUUGGAGAUGGAACAACUUGUAUUCCACACACUCAGAAUACUGGAGGCAUUUCGGUUUAUUGCGAAGCUGAUGGAAUGACAUUGGUGUUAGGAGAUUCCGAGAAUUUCGAGGGAAGAAUAUUCGUCAGAGGACAAGCUGAAAAUCCAUAUUGUUCGAAAUCAUUCAGCAGUUUGUUGAAUUCUCAAAAACCAUAUGUUUUCAAAGUUCUUUUUGAGCAUUGUGAUGUUCAACUUCAAGAUAACGUAAGCUCCUUACUCAAAAAAUAUAGAUAAAAAAUAAUGAGAACCUUUUUAGCAUACAAUGGCGUCUACAGUAGUUGUACAAAAACAUGCGAUGUUCUUGACAAGUAAAGCUGAUUCUUACGAUCUCCGCUGUCAAUAUCCAAUCGGUUCACAAGCUGUUGAAUCGCAAGUGAAUGUCAGCGAAUUAGCAACAACUUCAACAUUAGUCGAUAAUAAUUCGGAACUUGCUCCAACUUGUAAACUCGGAGUUUCAAAUGAGCAACAAUUAUCGAUUAGUAGCGCCACAGUUGGAGACACUCUCAAAUUGAGUUUGUCAGUUAUCCCAGCAUCUGCGAAUUUUGGAAUUCUCCCCAAAAAUUGUUUCGCAGUGAAUAUUGAAAGUGGUGAAAGAUACACUUUGACUGAUUCACUUGGUUGUGCAAUUGAUGAAACAUUAUUCCCACAAUGGAGUGUUGUAUCCAAUAAUAGUGUUCAAGCGAUAUUCCGAACAUUUAAAUGGCCAGACAGUUCAAUGAUUCGAUUCCAAUGUGAUUGUUCACCUUGUAUUGGAUCAUGUUCGAUUCCAAGUUGUAUGAAAGUUCAGCGAUUCAGAAGACAUAUUCCGAUUGUGAAUGAUGAGAUUCGAGAAAAUCUAGUUUUGGUGAGUAUAAAACUUCUUAGAUGUUUUUUUCCUAAACAACUUAUUUUUCAGAUGAAUGGCGUUGAAGGUUUAGCCGUCUCCUCAAUCAUAAAUGUUCACGACUCUUCAAAUCUCCUCGACGACGAUAACACCUUCACAAUCCCGCCCCCAAUCUCCUCUUCUUAUUCCCCAUCCGAAAUUUGUGUCAAACUCGCUCCAUUGAUAAUUGCUCUUUGCUCAUUCAUCUUCUGCUCCCUUGUUCUUCUCUAUUUAUUCUCACCGAAAACCACCAAAUCAGAGUUUUAA